AUGUGGGUGCAGGAACUAUUUGCACCAGUUUAUGACUUUGAAGCAAUAGUAGUAGCAGGAAAAUAUGGGUACAAGCAUGAAGAAAGGAAACCCCUGCGGGUGCCAAUUCUUGACCCAGAAACAAUUCGAGAAGUAUUUGAUAAAGUUCAUCAACGUAUUGUCAAAGCGGAAGAAAAACUGCUGCAAGAGCAAACAGAAAAAGAACGGAAAAAAGACGAAGAAUUAGACCCUCAUAAAUCUAGUGUAUGGAACACAGAAGAGCUUGAUACUUUGAGGAAAGUAUACAAGUCAGCAACAGGUCAACUGAAGAAAUUGGAGGUAGCACUGAACGAACAAACAGAAUAUAACAAGUCCAUGGUGGUGACUAUAGCAAAGCAGAGAAAGGAAAUAGAUAAACUAAAAGCAAAAUUGUCAGAAGUGACUCUGGCCAAUCAGAGAUUGUGCAUACACAAGGACAGUCUCCUGAAAGAUCAAGCCGUACAGGAUGUCAGGUUAGCCGCAGUGACAGACAUGUGGCAUGAAAAUGAAAAAGAAAAGCUGAAAGCCUGGGAAGAAGUGAAGACCACCCACAUGAUGCUAGAAAAAGAGAGACUUUGGAGGCAGAAACUGGAAGCUGAACUUCUGGAAAGCAAACAUAAUCUUCUUCGGGAAAUACAACUAGUGGAAAGAAAAGCUCAGACAAAACGGGAGAUGGAAGUAAAUGACUUGAAUGAGGUGAUCAGAGAUCUGGUAGUUGAGUUGAGAGAUGAGAAGAAGUUACACGAUGCAUCCAAGAGAGGUCUGCAGCACUUGCGGAAACACUUCUCUAGCUUGCCGUUACAACAUAUCAUUGGAGCCAAUGCAGUGACAGAGGACGAGGUGCAGCAUAUAGAUCAUUAUAAUUUGUAA
Molecule: messenger RNA, 888 nt
Organism: Candidula unifasciata
Lineage: Eukaryota; Metazoa; Mollusca; Gastropoda; Stylommatophora; Geomitridae
Source: the annotation of a GenBank genome assembly